AUGUACGUUAAGGGAAAAUGGGUCAACAAAUGUUUUUGUGGAAAAUGGCAUCAACGAAUCGUUUCCUGCUUACAAAGCCAAUUUAGCAGAAAUUGUGAGAAGAUGCUGGGUGGACUCCUCACAACCACUCUUGUGUUAAUUCUUGGAUACGCAUAUCCAGCUUUUGAGUGCUUUAAAACCAUUGAACGACGUGGUUCAGAUAACGCAGAAUUAAGAUUUUGGUGUAAAUAUUGGGUACUAAUCGCAAUACUUACAGUUUUCGAAAGAUUCGCGGAUAUAUUCGUUUCAUGGGUACCAAUGUAUUAUGAAAUGAAGCUAGGGCUUAUUAUCUACUUAUGGUAUCCUAAAACAAAGGGAACAGGGUAUGUAUACGAAACCUUGUUGAGGCCAUUUUUAUCGCGACAUGAGACCGAUAUAGAAAGACACUUAAAUGAAAUGAGAGCGAGAGCGUAUGAUGUGGCGAUUCACUAUUGGAACAAUUCCUCGGAGUUGGGACACGCUAAAUUUUUAGAAAUUUUACAGUAUAUAGCUUCGCAACCUACAAGACCAAGAUCCGAGGGGCCGCGAAAUUAUGAAAAUUUUGGUGACAGAAAUCCUCCGCCACCACCUUCUCCUCCGGUCGCUCCAACCACAGCUCCUCAGCUUGAUCAGGCUGAGGAGAGAGUGAUACCGACUGCUCCACCGAUGCCGAACAUUAGUCGUCGCCACCCUGCAAACCCAGGGGAGUUGGAGACCCCUGGAUCUCCAAGUGGACCCCCUUUGAAUCCCGCGGCAAAAGGUGAAUAA
Lactuca saligna is the source of this 786-nucleotide messenger RNA. Lineage: Eukaryota; Viridiplantae; Streptophyta; Magnoliopsida; Asterales; Asteraceae. The record is from the annotation of a GenBank genome assembly.